AUGCCGGGGUGCGGGAAUGCCGGGGUGCCGGAAUACCGGGGUGCGGGAAUACCGGGGUGCGGGAAUACCGGGGUACCUCCGCGGCGGAGGCUGGGGCUGGCUUCGGGCUUCGCAGCAGCUGUGACAGCGACCCGUAAGAUGGCUGCUGCCAUCCCCGGCGCUUUAAGACGGACUGAGCAAGGAGCUGGAGUGGAAAAACUGGAGGUACAUGGGGACAAGGGGGAGAUACGAGCUCUGGCUGGAGGAUGUGCAGAGACACUGGUGCUGACUAGUCAGGCCCUUGCAGUACCUAAACUCUACCCUGCUAAAUUCUCUGAGACACACAGGCAGAUUAAUUAUUCACUUGAAUUCCUUGCGGAUAAUCCCACUCCCACACCAUAUUGUGAUCUUGCCAAUAUCAACAAUCCUGGCACUUCUAAGAAAGGAAAUAAUUCUUUAAUAAAACUCUUACUGAUUUGCUAAUAUAAAAAUUCCACAUGGCAGAGAGACAUGGAAGACAGGUUUAUUGUGCUGGACAACCAUGAAAGUAGGUCAGAUACAUGCUUUCUGGAGACUCUUGAUGGCUGUCACGGUGUGAAAGCUACAGAAACAAUUGUAGCAAAGCUUCCACUUUUAUUUCUUGAACAGUUUUCUCACACAGAUUCCUCCUACAAAAAUAAAAACAAUGAAGAGCAAAUUCUAGAAUUUUUUGCCACAGUAAUCAAGGCAGAUUACAGGGCAAAAGAGAAAAAUCAGGCAAUGAAGAGAGUAACAAGACCAGUCUUGUCAUUAAAGUGUACCAUGAAAGUGUAUGCCAAGUCCUUUUGAAGAAUCAGAUUUUUACAGCUGGGAAGGAAUGAGGUUUCCAAAGUUCACUGCAGCAGCUGUUCAGUGGUAAAAAUAAUUCCUAGUGAAGAGAUGGACAGCAUUGGGGAAGUAAGAAAACAUCCUGAAAACAACACACAUAGUCCAUUAGCCAGGACAUCUAAAGGUGUUGCUGGGCUACUGCAUGUUGCUACUAUAGGUAAGUAUAUUGCACACCAAGAUUUUUUUUCCCCUUCAUCCAAUUAAGAAAAAACAAAACAACAACAAAGAAAAACAACCAAAAAACCAACCAAACAAAACGAAACAAAACACCCAAGCAUAAAAUAAUUAGAGAUUUGUUGGCAGUCGGUAUCUGGAGAUAAAAAGCAGCAAUUCCUUUAGCUUGACAACAUGAAGGAGACAUAAUAAAUUCCCUCACAACUGAUACUGCUAUCAGCCAAUAGGAUUCAGCUUAUUAGAUAAGUAGCCUGAAAUUUGAAUUAAAGCAUUUAAUUUCCUUUACUAAUAUAGGAAUUAGGAAGCAUUCCAUAAUAUACAAGGGACCUCUGUAAGAAUAAUAGGAUUUUUUUUUCAAAUCAAGAGGUUUAAGGUGUCAUCACUUUAAGACAGGCUUCUGAUUUUUGAUCUGAUAAAGUCUUUGUAUCAAUGAAACAUGCUUAAGAUACUAUUUUAAUUCAUUUGCUUCACUGGACUAACUGCCACCACAUUUUGCUACCAGCAAACUGAAAACAUGAUUUGAGGGAAUAAUCUCAAUUAUUAUUUUCUGAAAUAGGAAUCAGUUGUAUUUUACUAUCAUGAAAGAACUAUUCAGACCUGUUUCCUUAUGAAGUAAAACCUUGCUUCAGUAUAGUACAGAAUCAAUUAUUUAUUACAAUCAGAAACAAUGAUACAUUCCUAACACUUUAGCACCCACUCCUGCUACAAGAGAUACUAGAAAAAGCUCUUGCAGACUAACAGAACAACUCUAGUCAUUGUAUCUUUCCACCUGGUGAUUUUUUGUUACCAGUCAAACCCUCUGGUGUACAUAAAACAGCUGUGAGAUUACAAGCAUAAUACUUGCUUUCCCACAAAGGAGUGCACAAGCAGUUAUAUGAAAAAAAGCUAGUGGGUGAAGAGCUCCAGAUGGAUGGAUUUGUGUCUACUGUUACAUUCUCUUCUGGACUCUGCUUGAAGCACAUGCCCAGCACUACACCACUUUCACAUUAUCACUCUCCCUGGCAUCAGUAAGCAGUGGGCUGACACUGCAGCUGACAGCACAGGCAUUCUUUCUUCCUGUGAUGCAUGCAUUCGCACAACUUUUAUUUCUCCAUAUGAAAUUUGACCAAAGUUAAUGGAGAGGGUCAAAGAUCAGCAGAAAAAAGGAGAAUCAUCUGGGAGGUUUCAUUUUUGUCAGGACAAAAAAAAAAAAAAAUCAAGUUCCACAUUUGAAAAAAAACCCAAACAAUUCCAGAUAUAAAAGAAGUAUUUCCCUUAACAAUAAUUAACAAUAAUUUGCCAGCCUGAGAAACACCGUAAACCAAUUUUAUCAUGCACUGACACUGAACUAGGACUAGGUAACUGUGGUAUAUCCCACCACUCCGUUCUUCAGUGCUUCCUGUUACAGCUGUACUUCACCUCAAAUAAGCUUCCUGCAGCCAUGUGACCUUCACUGGUAAAGGUAUCAAAACAGGUAGUUUAGCAUUAGCCCAGCUAUUCUUUCAGGAAAUGCAGUCACACCUUUACUGGAAUACAGCACUAACUCACAAAAAAGGCUGCAAUGUUUUCAGAUCCAUUUGUUUCCACCUUACUGGGACAGAAACCCAUUUUAUUCCAAAGAGAUUGAUGAAGGUAAGAACUGAGGUUAGGUGAAUUCUCUACCUAAUUGCUUCAGGGUCUUGUUACCUGCCUCCAUCCAUUCCUUACAGAGCGGGUUUCAUACUGGCUGCAAUUAAGGAUACCAUAAAUUCAAACUCUGCCAAUAAGUUAAUGUUUGAAGUUCAUCAGACAUAUUUUAAACCUUUUAUGACCAAAAUCCACAUUUCUGAUCCACUGCUAAAUACACAUUUAUUUAAUCUAAGACAAUUUUCCACCAAAUGUACCACAUCAAAGGAAAAAAUUCAUGCAACAAGAACCUUCAUUUUUCCCCAAGGAGUGAGUUCUUACAGAAGUACAGACAUGUUCCUUGAGCUCCAGAUAAGCAACUAAAGAGGACGGUCAAAUACGAGGAGCAGGAGACGGUGACACAGGCCACCUUCUUCAUUUAAUCCUAUUAUUGAUAGGGAAAAAGAAUCAACAAAACUUAGCUGACCUGUCUCUCCUUUGCAGAUGAGAGACUUGCAUCCAAAAGGGACUAGAUUUUACUCUUUCUUGCAGUCAAGUUGUUCCACAUGGGUUACAUUAUGCCCUUUGUUAGGCUUACAGUUGGUGGUCUUGCUCCAAGGGUUCAAAGGAUAUUUUACACAUUCUUCUAGCUCUCCAUGGAAAUCAGAGGAAGGAGGGGGAAGCAAGCACAAAGAAACAUCCAGAGCACAACUUAAGGCAUCUACAAUUUAUAAUUUUAAUUAAAAAGGUGCAUCCUUCAGUUUGGUAUUUUGAACAAUUUUUUGAUUUAAAGCAGAAGAAAUCUGCCUUCAGAGAGUACACUUAGCUGUCUCCUACAGUCAGUGAUGCCAGUACUGCCCAAGAAACACAACUACUGUGUAAGCAAUGCCUACUCAUACACCCCUUUUCAGAGGUCUGUGCCCCAGUCUAGUCAGACAAUCUUAAAAACACAAUAUAACUAAACACACUGCAGCCAACUUCAUGUCUAGAAAGGCACCACACCCCAAGCAAGUUCCUUCUGCCUGGCAUUGCUUUUGCCCUUAUGCCAACACAUCGGAGCAGACCAAACAUCUCCCCUUACACAAGAAAUGGUCUCCCAGGCAGCCACAGAGGAUGUCAAACAAUACAGCACUUCAGAGCUCUUUCCUUCAUGCUCUGUCUUCAAAUCUGACAUGACUGGUCCCCUGCAGUGUUGCAAUUUCUAACGUUCAAUUCUGAGAUUUCAGAAAUGCUGAGGGACAGGGAAAGUACCUCAUACUACUAAAGCAAAGAAAUUAGUCCUCAACUUCCCACAGUGACUAAGAAUUCUUGCUCCCUUGGGUGCCUUAACCAAGUAAGAGACUUAAGGCAACAUGUAAGUAAACAGUAAAUCCUACAUCAUGUCCAAAAUAUUUUCAAGUACUAGAAAUUGUAGGCUGCUAGAAACAGUCUGAGCUGAAAUUUCUUGUUGAGUUUAUUCGGACACUUGAAAGCACCCAUUCUCAUAGGAGGAAAAGAAAAAGUAUUUGAGAAAAGUAGAGCAAGUUGCACCUUGACUGGCUUUUAAACAAGAGUGCAUAUUUUUGCAUUAGACUGCACUUUAAGCUGAAUGAAAUGUCACCUGAGACUCCUCAUAAGAGUUCAUUUGCAGUCAGGAGAUUAAGACUCCAGAACAGUCUUCUAAGAAUGGAAGGGGAAAAACCACAGAAAACCUCGCUGUAAAACCAGAAAUGGAUUUAAUGAUGGACAUAUUGUUGCCUGUGAAGUAGAUUAUUAACAAUUAUCUCAGUUUUUUUUUCCCCAGUCCUUAAAAAAAGCCUAAUAUUGUAAUAGCAGUAUCUUUAAAAAAACCCAGUAUGCUAUAAAUAUUAACUUCAAAUGAUAUACGGGCAGUCUUACUUAAAAAUAUACGGGCAGUCUUAACUUAAAAAUGGAGUCAUGUGUCACAAGAACACAGCACUUCUAAUGUAAGCGAAAACACUUCAGAAUGUUGGAAACAUCAGCACUAACAAACCAGAUUAGUAGAGGGAUACCUGAGAACUACAAGGGCUCUUGGACAUCACAGAGCUCCAGUAAAAAGAACAUCUGUUAUACCUGUACCUCAUAUUAUUGCAUCUGUCUCUAUCAGUGUUACUUGUCAGUUUCUUAUUUUGGCUUCUAAUGGGCUUUGAGGGGUUUUGGAUUACCUGAAGUACUUGCACUAACUCUCUUAACAUUCACUCAUUAUUUGAGAAUGCAUGAACACUGUUCAACAAAACAGGACUUCAUGUGUCACUAUCUAGUAUCUCUCACUGGAGACAACUGACUCAAACACUAUUAAUCACCUGCAAGAUAGAAUACAGCUAUUUUAUUCCAAUAAAGUACAUACUUCAAAAUAUACCAAAAGAAUCAACCUAGUCCAGAACUGUCCCUUUUCAGUAACAAGGAAGCAUAUUCAAAGAACAGAAAUACACUACUCCAAUUCUAGCACACAAGGUGACU
Messenger RNA from Cinclus cinclus, 5064 nucleotides. RefSeq names its product protein phosphatase 2C like domain containing 1 (gene PP2D1). Lineage: Eukaryota; Metazoa; Chordata; Aves; Passeriformes; Cinclidae. The record is from RefSeq and is a predicted model, not a curated record.